AUGACAGAUUGCUCUGCUGCCUUUGGGCCAGCAGAGCAGAACCAGUUCCCAGAAGGCAAGCUGCCAAGGAGGAGAAAGGCCAGCAGGAAGGCGGGGACGAGAGGCAAGGCUGCAGCCACCAAGCAGGCCCAACGUGGCUCUUCCAACGUCUUCUCCAUGUUCGAGCAAGCCCAGAUCCAAGAGUUCAAGGAAGCCUUCAGCUGCAUUGACCAGAACCGUGAUGGCAUCAUUUGCAAGUCUGACCUGAGGGAAACCUACUCCCAGCUUGGAAAAGUGAGUGUCCCAGAAGAGGAGCUGGACGCCAUGCUGCAGGAGGGGAAGGGUCCCAUCAACUUCACUGUGUUCCUCACACUCUUUGGGGAGAAGCUCAACGGGACAGACCCGGAAGAGGCCAUCCUGAGUGCCUUCCGCAUGUUUGACCCCAGCAGCCGGGGAGUAGUGAACAAGGAUGAGUUCAAGCAGCUGCUUCUGACCCAGGCAGACAAGUUCUCUCCAGCUGAGGUUGAGCAGAUGUUCGCCCUGACGCCCAUGGAUCUGGAGGGGAACAUCGACUACAAGUCCCUGUGUUACAUCAUCACCCAUGGAGAUGAGAAAGAGGAGUGAGACAAGGAGAAGCCACCGGAACUUACUCUGGCCUUUGUGACUCUCAAUAAACUCUCUUGCCAAAUU
Messenger RNA from Chrysochloris asiatica (Cape golden mole), 669 nucleotides. RefSeq names its product myosin, light chain 7, regulatory (gene MYL7). Gene Ontology annotation, biological process: cardiac muscle tissue development; heart contraction. Gene Ontology annotation, molecular function: calcium ion binding. Bases 1 to 603 code for a protein of 200 amino acids. Lineage: Eukaryota; Metazoa; Chordata; Mammalia; Afrosoricida; Chrysochloridae. The record is from RefSeq and is a predicted model, not a curated record. The transcript is spliced from 7 exons. Gene Ontology annotation, cellular component: cytoplasm; myofibril.